GGACCAGUUAGUAGUAGCCGUAGCAGCCAGAAGCAUCAGCCGCAGAAGCAGCAGCUAAUAAAUCUCAGUCUCAUCAAACUCCUCGUCGGAAUACACACAAUCUAGAAACGCACCUUCGGAAGUCCACCGCCGGCCAAACCCACCAGAGUCUUGUAGUGCGUCUCAGUCUCGUUUUGGUGUUUGUUGAGAGUGUACUUACACGCGUGCCGUAUCAACCCAUCCACACGGGGUAGUAAGAAAAAACGCCGGAAGCUUCCGUUCCGUUCGGUGUUUAUCGUGCGAUUAUCUUGUGCCGGAAUCCUCCCGGUUUGUGCCGAAGUGACGCUAGUUUCCGCCGGGCCCGUGUUCCAGCAGUGUUCCAACAUCCGCGCCCCCACCUAGCAGAGACCAGCGAAUCAGCCGAAUCAGUGGUCAGUUUCCGCGUGUCGACACACCAGCUUAGUUCUGUAGAUUGCUAGUUUGCAUCACGAAACCAAACAUUUGACACUUUCAAAAAAAAAAAAACGAACCUCACACCCACACCCGCAAACACACUCGAACCACACACCUCUCCCGUAUCAACCCGUGACCGCGUCGCGCGUCAAGAUAUUGAAGAGCUCGGCCGCGUUUUCCGCGUGCAAACCAGAAGAUAACGAGUAAUCCACUCCAGGUUUGGGCGUGAAAAUAAGCGUGCAUUCAAAGUUCGGUCGGUCGCUGGUAUUUUUGGAAGCAGCAGUAGCAGCAGUAUCGAGGGCAAGUGUGACCGCUUCCCUCCGCUGGAGAACUCCUCAGACCGAACGAAACGAAGAGUAUAGAUAUUUCAUCCAAGAUCGAACACAGUGCGGCUAAUUGAAUCGACGGAAGUUCAUUCGAAGUUGAACACUAUCACUCCGAGCGCCAACAUCUAUAAAUAAAUAUUCAAACAAGUUUAAAUAUACCCCUUUGGUAGUAAAUUGGUAGUUUAAGGUUUUUCGACUUACCGAGUAGGCAAUAAGCGACCACCAAUCGUCAUAUAUGAUAUAAAACGUUGUUUAGCCGUUGAUUGUAGCGUUGUGUAGCAUUGCGUGUUAGAUCUCUCUUUCUAUGUGUAUCCUUGGAAAACGCCAAAAAUCACCGAUAAGAAAAGUAAACACCGUAGUUUGUUUUGUCGUCCGAUCCUGUUGAAAUCGAUAUAGAUGGUUCUCUGUAGCAUCCCAGUAACGUCAACGUAUUAAGUGUUGUAGCAUUAGUGGAGAAAAAAAACAACAAUACACCAACAACAGUCCUAGUAUUCCCUCCGAAGUUGCUGUUAUCAGUUCUGAGCAAGAGUCAUCACAACGUGUGUAGUCGAUCAGCAGCGUGUCUGUGAUUCAGCAUCUAGUGCUAGAAGCAAGUUUAGCGAAGAGCCAAAAGCCAAGUUAAGAGUUAAGAGGUAGUGAGCGGAAAAUUCAAAUCCAAGUGUGAUCUGUGAUCUUUUAUCAAAUAUAUAUUGUCAACGUCUCUAGAGCAGAUUAGUCUUAGUGUCAGCGAUUGCCAGUUGAGUUUUUGUGAAGCAGUAAAUAAUUGGAAAAAAUUGUAGUGAAAAAAGCGCGUGAAAUUUUGCAUCAACAGCAACAACAGCAACAUCAGCAUCAGCAGUAGCGGCAGUGAAAACAAAGUUCAGCAAAGUUAGCUCGCAUAGUCCGGCAGAAAAUAAAAAUCAGAAGCAUUUACGCCCCGUUAGAACAGGCAAUCAAGCUGUGGAAGAUGGAGCACCAGAAUCAGGAUCUCGGAGCGCACCAGUCCGGCAACCAGGCGGAGGUGCCGAAUGACCCAGGAAAAAUGUUCAUCGGAGGACUCAGUUGGCAGACAAGUCCAGAAAGCCUUAGAGAUUACUUUAGUAAAUUCGGAGAAAUCACAGAAGUCAUGGUGAUGAAGGACCCCACGACGCGACGGUCGAGCUCGUCUGCGAUGGGAUUGGCUGAUUCCUCUGCCCCCCUGUACUCGAGGCCAAGAGGGUUCGGCUUCAUCACAUUCGGCGAUCCUGCCAGCGUAGAUAAAGUAUUAGCACACGGUACACACGAAUUAGAUGGUAAAAAGAUCGACCCCAAAGUAGCAUUCCCCAGGAGAGCACAUCCAAAGAUGGUGACGAGAACGAAGAAGAUAUUCGUGGGUGGUUUAUCAGCGCCUACCACACUGGAGGACGUGAAAAGUUACUUCGAACAAUUUGGACCGAUUGAGGAUGCUAUGCUUAUGUUCGACAAACAAACCAACCGACACAGAGGUUUUGGAUUCGUCACAUUUCAGAGCGAAGACGUAGUGGACAAAGUUUGCGAAAUCCACUUCCACGAAAUCAAUAACAAAAUGGUCGAAUGUAAAAAAGCCCAGCCCAAAGAAGUGAUGCUUCCAGCGAACCUGGCGAAAACGCGCACCGCUGGACGUGGGACAUACGAUUUAAUGUGGUCGCUGGGGACUUUACCUGAUGGUUUUCCCGCCGCCGCAUACGCUGCUUACGCAGCCGGCCGUGGCUUCUCGAGCUAUCCGAGUUUCGGACUACCGUACCCCACAGGUGUUAUGGGUCAUGUCAUGCCCGAGAAUCGAAUCCUGGUCGGCGACUACGGUGGUCUAAUGGGUCCGUCAACGUCGUCCUCCUGAGUUCUGGACCUCUUUCCUGCACGCACAAAAAACAAGCACACCAGUUUCGUUGAUUGGGUUGUCUCAAUGUUUGGCACGGUGAUAUUUUUCUCGAUUUGCAAAAAAAUACUAACAGGAAUGUAAUAAUAAAUUGAAACACAAAAAAAUCAGAGCGCGAUUUUUGUUUUUGGAUGGAUGACACCCAUUUAUUAUUAUUAUUUCUCUUGUUGGGUGUGAACCACUGCAUUCAUUAUUUGGAACUAUUGUGGUAUGCCCCAUUUUUUCUACUACGCUUCAAGCUUAUCUACUGCUUAUUGAUAAAGAAGUAGACUGAAAGCUAUUACAAGAUAGGUGCCAAUCAGAAAUAAUCUGUCUGAUGAAAUUUAUAAUCCUACUCGGCAACACAGACCAAACUUUCAUGGGCUCCAGAAUAGCCUUAUCGAGGUGUUGAAGUCUGCGUCUUGUUAGUGCUCCGCAAUUGCAGAGCAAAUGUUCCGAGGUUUCGCUUUCGGCAUUACAAAAGCGACAAAUAUCAUCUUGCACAAAAACUAUGUUUUUGAGAUGGUAUUUACUCGGAGAGUGUCCUGUUAUAAGGCCAGUGAAGUCUUUCUUAUUAAGACUCAGCAAUUGUUGAGUAAUUUUAAUACUCGGCCUGAUAUUUUUUUGACGUAGGACUAUGUCUUUCAUUUCUAUAUUGGGGUGUAAGUUCAAUGUUUCGAAAACGAAAGCGUUACGCCGGAGAACGAAAUUUUGAGCAUUAAUAACUCCUAAACAACUGAACGAAACGGUAUGAUAAACAUUUUAUUCGAAAGAUAAAAUGUCUAUGCGUUAUAUGCUUGUUACUUUUUGAAUCAAACACUUGUUUCAAUAGCCCUAAAAUUGCUUUCAAAACAGGCUAUUGAAAUCACACCAAUCGGUAUAUAAGCGAGUGCCGCUCGGAAAUCCACUCAGUAACGAUUGCGCAACGAUUGAGGUACGACCGCUGGAAUGGAUGAAUGUUUCCCUAACACAGACUUCAAAACCAUGAAACCUGUGGAAAUAGGCAUAGCAAAUUAGAUGCAAGCAGCGGGGAAUUUUGUACUCGUUUGCGUUUUUGCAAAUUGGAAUGUUUCCCUAACACAGACUGCAAAACAGAUGCAAGCUGCGCGUACUUUAGUACUGGCAUGUAUUUCUGCUAAUCAGAAUGUUUCCCUAACACAGAUUUCCGAACCAUGAAGUCUGGGAAAACCGACAUUGCAAAAUAGAUGCAAGCUGCGGGUACUUUUGAACUCGCUUGCAUUUUUGCAAACAGGAAUGUGUAUUCCCAAUAUAGAUUUGAAACCAAGAAGUUGGGAAAAUCGGCAUUACAGUUACAUCCAAGUCGGCAAUACUUUUAUACCACCAAGCAUUUAUACAAUCCGGAAUACGUUUUGCUAUCACGGUCUACAAAAGCGGGUACACAUGCAACGCUUUGGCUCGAUUGUUCAAGACUGCAUUGGAAGAUAUUUCUUCAUGUCGCCAGCUCACUGAACUUCUACGUAUACCGUUUGAUUAUUGGGCAAAAUGUUGAUAACUAUCUGCUGCGAUAACUACUACCAUAAUGCAUGAAUUGACUUAAAUUGGGAUUCGUUUGCAAUUGAAUUCGUAAAUAGUUUCAUUCAUUCACUAGUUUCAUCAAUAAUUUAUUCAAUACACACAAAAAUAGCUCUACGCAGCGGCGAUAUCGUACUCAAUGAGGAACAUCCGAGGUGGGAUUAUUGCUAAUUGAAGAAAUACAAUUGAUUACUAAGCCAACGGCAGUCCUACGUCAACCCCGCGGUUAUAUCAAAGGUAUAACCCAUCCAUAGUUUUUUGACUGACUAGUUAGAUUGCACAGCCAUCCAGUUGGCCGUCACUUCCCGGUCUUCCCAUUACUUCAGCUCACUCUUCAACACACGUUCACGUUUUUUUGGAUCACGAUAUCCUCUCUGUACUGUCAAGCCACCAUCCCAUUCAAAAAUAAUAUGUCUGGUGCACCCGUGGUCGAGUGGUUAGCGUAUCACAUUAUCAUGCCGGGUGUUCGGGUUCAAUUCCCGUUCUGGCCGGGGGAUUUUUCGUCAAAGAAAUUUCCUUCGACUUGCACUGUGGUCACGCGUAUUCUAGAGCUUGCCCCUCGGAAUACAUUCAAGGCGUGUUAUUUGGCUGAAGAAAUCUCAACUCAGUAUUACUAAAUGACGCUAGUUAAUGCAUACGUUGAGACGGAAAAAGUUCCACAGGGAACGUGAACGCUAUUCAAGAAGAUGUCUGUGAUCAGACAAAGACGCCUCUUCCGAAACGUGGCAGUGGUGUAUUUUCUAAGAAAUUAGCGUACUGCACAGUGUUAGGUGCAGGACUUCUUGUCUGAUAGCGUUUGUAAACGUUGGUUCCUACCUAUAUUGGCAAUGUCAAUAUUGUUCGAAGAGAUAAAUUCUAAUAGGCAUUCACCUCGUCUGUUUAUGUCAGAAUUUCCCCACCAAGUUUGAUGAGCGUUGGCAUCACAGCCGAUUAUGAAGUCUUUGUUGACUUCCCUGCAGCAACCUCUUGGAGAAGAGCUUCAAGAACGUCACUAAGAAAAUAAAUCGACGCAAUUUUUAUGUCUUCCCUUGGUGGUUGAGAGCUCAACUUAUGUCGCGAUGAUGAUAUUUGCAUUUACUAAGACAGCAGUUCUUGGAGAGUCAUGGUUGUCAUCGUAGAAUAACUUACAUGAACUUGUUUGAAUACCAAGUAUUCUUCAUUUGUGGGCUCAAGGCUCUUGAAUUAGAGCUAAAUCAUAGCGUCUUUGAUAAACCUCCUAGACCGAACAGUCGAUGUUGCUCUAGCGUGAUGAAGGUUUAUUCACAGAACCUUAGUGUUCUGCGUUAGUUUUGACCGUUUGUUUGGUACACUAUGGAGAGUUUCUAAACCUAUUGCGAUAGCCGCUGAGACAGGACCGCUUGGCCUAGGAACUGCCAGAUAUUCAACCUUCGGGGAUUUGUAAGAUUCACCUUGUAGAAUCUUCUCCUUACCAAAAUCCCUGAUGACGUCUCUUUGAACUUAAUGUAGAACCACGAAUUUGGCGCCACUAGUUCCAGAAGACCUCAGAUUUCCAAGGUUUUUGGACCUUAGAGAUUCCGGACUGCCGGAACCCUAAAAGUUUUUUGACGUGGGACUACGUCUAACCGAAAUAUAUGGGGGGUAAAAUGAAAACUUAAACACUGAACAUGCAGGAAAAAAUAAAAGAUUUCGAAUGCUUAGAGCUCGAACAUUUCUUACUGGAUUGGAAAGAUGUUUGCAUCAAAUGAUAGGGAAUAUUUCAAUUAUAAAAUUAUAAAAUGUUAUGUUUCAUUAGAUCAAUAAGUGAAUAACUGCAAAAUGUUAAGCGUAAUGUUACCUCGUUUUGAUUGGCCCGAUUUACGGUUUCUCCAAUACAGACUUCAAUACCAAGCAGCCUUGGGAAAAUCGGCAUUGCAAAUAUAUGAAAGUAAGGGGAGCUUUUGUUCCCACUGAAAUUCGUUUCCCUAAAACUGACUUUAAAUCCAAGGAGCAUGGGAAAAUUGGCAUUGCAAUUCAUUCAGGUCGGGGACUUUUUUGUUCCGUCUAAAUGUGUUUCCCUAACACAGACUUCAAAUCCAUGGAGAGAAAGGAAAUUGGCAUUGCGAAUACGUGCAAGUCGGGGACAUUUUUGUUCCGACUAAAAUGUGUUUCCCCAACACAGACUAGAGUAUGUUUCCCUAACACGGUCUUCUAAACUUAGGAAUCAGGGAAAAUCAUGCAGACACUAGAGGCGAAUGAACUUUUAAGUUUAAAGCCACUAUAGUAUAAAAAGUAGAAGGGUCUGAGCCUAGGGGCACGGACGGAAGUUUGAUGUAGGACUGUGAUUGUUCAGAACAGCUGUUUUUAAUGUAAUUUUUUUUAAUGUAAUGAAUAUCAGUGUGACACAUAACAGGGUGAAAUGGUAAAUGAAUAUAUGGGGAUCGGUAAAAAAUUAUCUCGUCAUUGAUUACAUUGAAUAUAAAGUUUAUAGGGAGAAACAAAAAGCAAGUUGAAAAUACUUACGAUUUUGUGAUAUUUUGUGGUAAAAUAAACACCAAAUCAUGAAGUUCCUUCAUUUUUGAUGGAUAACUAUGGUGUUGUGAUUUCUUUCCAUUGUCUUAUUCUUGUUAUUAGUCUUAUUCUAAGGCAUCGGGAGCAGUAUCUAUCUCGGUGAAAUAAUUUUCGUUUGUAGACUAUCACAGUCAAUUAAUAUUGGUUCUACUGCUCAAUCUGUCAUAGAAAAAAUUGAGUCAUUGAGAAUUAUGAAUAUUAUUCAUGAAGAUAAUUAAUAUUUCAUUUUUGUGAUGCGAUGUCAUGUCGAUCUCUAUAAGUCCUCGCAUGAUAAUCGCUGUCAUCCUCCUAGUAUUGAUAUCAUUCUUCGCUGUACAAUAGCCCAUGUUGCCCGGAAGACACUCGGUUAAGAUGUUCGUCAGUUAUGUCUCAACUAUAGAUGUCAUUUUCAAUUUAAAAUAUUGCUUUUGCUGUUUUGCAGUCCAGUUAACGAGUAAAAGUCGAUAAUUGUAUUGAUUUCCCGGCCGAAUUGACGAUCACGAUCACUGUAUGGGUGACACUUUCCUCGUUGCUUUGAUGAAAUCUUGCAUGAAAUUUGAGUGAUGCGUGAAAUUUUGCAUCUGAUCACUGAAUUUGUUUGACGAAACAAAUUAUUGCACACAAUUUUGUGUUGCAUAUAACAUGCAUGGGAGCGAAGUUGAAAGUUAGCUUCGCAUCCGCUCGCAAAACAUGCCUCUUUUAUUUGUUAAAUUACUCACUUGUUUUAUUAUUUUCACUGUUGAUGUCUCAGGCGAAAAACAAAGUUGGAUAAAUUUCCCGUCUAAUGAUGUAUAUUAUAACAUAUAUCGCAAGAACAAACAAUUCUGCGUAAUAUGCAAUUGAAAACUACUAAUAAACGUUACAUUUUUCGUAGAGUGACCACCCCCCCCCCCCCCUUUAUGGAAAUCAAAGACGUAGUCCUACGUCAAAAGUAGAAGUUGAAGUUGUUGAUUCAUGCAAGCCGGGGGUACUUCUGCAUCAUACCAAACGUAAAAAGACUGUCAUGAAUUUACUUGUAACGGAGAACAUAAUCUAUCAUUAUGCAUAAAUUGACCUUACAUGGCAUUUGUUCAAACUUCUUACGCACAACGCAAAUAUUUGAAUUCAAUUGAAUUCGGAAAUUGUUUCAUUCAAUCAUAAAUUUAUUGAAUACAAACAGAUGAUUACUAAGCUAAGGUAGUCCCAUGUCAACUUUGCGGUUAUAUCAUAGAUAUAACUCACCCCAUUUUUUUUUUUUGACGUGGGACUACGUCUAACCGGAGUAUAUGGGGGUAAAAUGAAAACCUAAACACAGAACAUGCAGGAAAAAAUGAAAGAUUCCGAAUGCUUAUAACUCGAACAUUUCUUAGUGGAUCGGAAAGAUGUUUGCAUCAAUUGAUAGGGAAUAUUUCUACGCUUCUAUCGCUAUUGAUAAAAUGUUAUUUUUCAUUAGCUAAACAUAUGAAUAAUUGUAAAAUGUUAAGCGUUAUCUAAACGCCCUGACUGCCUCAUUUUGAUUGGCCGAUCUACGGUUUCCCUAACACAGCCAUCAAAACCAAGCAGCCUUGGGGAAAUCGGUAUUGCAAGUACAUGAAAGUAUGGGGUAUUUUUGUUUCGACUGAAAUGUGUUUCCCUAACACAGACUUCAAAUACAUGGAACGUGGGGUAAUUGGCAUUCCAAAUACAUGAAAGUCGGGGGCAUUUUUGUUCCGACUGAAAUGUGUUUCCCUAACACAGACUUCAAACCAAGAUAUCUGGGGAAAUGGGCUCAGCAAAUAAAUGCAAACUGCGAGUACUUUUGUACUCGCUUGCCUUCGUGCAAACUAGAAUAUGUUUCCUUAAAACGGUCUUCCGAGGGUACUUCUGCACUCGCAUGUUUUUUUUUGCACUCCGAAAAGUGUUUUCCUAACACGGAUUACAAAAGCAGAUACGAACGCAACGCUUCGGCUCGGUUAUUCAAGAUUACAUUGAAGGAUAUGCCUUCAUAACCGUUUGCUACGAUAACGCAUAUUGAUUAAACAAUAUGCGUUCAAUGUACAUGUCAAAAUCGAAACUGAGUGCCUGAAGUUCAUCAAAUCAAGCAAAUUCGCGGUUCAAGAAAUACGUACACUUGAGAGAUGCAAACUUCAGAAGGAAACGUAAAAGAGAAUAAUCGUUUGAUAAUUCGUAAAAGGACUGUCAUUAAAUUUACUAGUAACAAAGAACAUAAUCUAUCACAAUGCAUGAAUUGACCUUAUAUGGAAUUAUACAAUAUUUUUACUCACAAAGCAAAUAUAUUGAAUUCAAUCAAAUUCGGGAAUUGUUUCAUUCAAUCAAAAAUUUAAUCAAUGCAAACGAAUGAUUGCUACACUAAGGUAGUCCCACGUAAACCUUGCGGUUAUAUCAUAGAUAUAACCCACCCUUUUUUUUGUUGUUGUUGGGAUUAUUCAUAAGGGUCCAUCGAGUUGCGCGGUAAAGGAAGUAAACUGCAUCAGAGACCUACUUAAUGCAGUAAGGGCACAAAGUACUGUGGAGAGCGCCCUGGUACUCCGCAAGCUCCGUUAGUGGCAAGAUAUUGAAGUAAACCCCUUCGACCAUUCAUUCAUUGGCACGAGUCGCGUCACACCUUGGCUUAGGGGUUUAUCCGUUACUUUCAUGGCACCCGUUAUUUCCACUACGAGGAUUCACAGUUGGAACUAACUUCCUCUCGCUCGGAUGGAAGACACCUUCGGUGACAGCAUAAUCAGGUUUCAAUUUCUCCGCGAACCGCCACUAUUGCACUUCAGUUAAUCGCAGUUCUCUUCAAACAUGGCAUCAAUUACACUUUAUUUGCUGUAAACAGGCCCUCAUUUUUGCCCGAUAUCCAGUGAAAACUCCUCCAUUAUUUAUCGCUACUAUAAUUCUACAUUUGAAAACGCAUUCGACCAUCGACCUCCCCAACCCAAUCCACCCAAACAGCGAAAAACUAGAACAAACGCUCUUCGAACACCGGUACGAACCCCAACGGUCGGAGGCUGAAUACGGCUAAUCCAGUGCUGUACCGUACCGAGGCGUCGGAUAAAUAUGCAUGUAUAGACACAUACCCGUCCCCACCAUGCCCCCUGCACUCUCGCCUAUACCAAAUCGAUAAUGCAAAUUUAGUCAUUACUUUGCGCCAGCAAUUACCAAUUGGAAUUGGCCAUCACAAAUGGAAGUCGUAGUGAGCGCAGCAUUGCAGUGUGUGGGAUGUGUGCGGUAUUCCGGUGAAUCCACUCUCUCUCCGUUUCGCGCCAAGUCCAGUCCAUUUUGAAUUGUCCGGGUGUGAUUCGGUGAAUAUUGGAAGUAAUGUGCCCGACGGCGCAAACUUCCACCACAAACUGCCUGCCCAACCCAACAACCCCACAUUUCCAUUGCGGUGGAAAGCGAUCAUUGGUCAACAACGAGGAGCAAUUUCUCGCACACGGGAAUGUAUUUUGAAUGAUGUUUCGGUUUUGGGCAAAUUUACAUUUUCAUUACUAAUUCUAACAUCGGUUAUUGGAAGGUUUAGGCGGGGGUGGCGACGGCGCGUGAGCCGAGUGAGACUUUGCGCGUUGUUUGGGAAUUGUUCAUUUCUAAUUUUGCCAGCAGCAGGGUUGAGGCUCUUCUUGACGUUCGACGAGCGACGGAUGGCGUUUGAAAUGCGAUGCGAAAUGCUAUAAUUUUAUGGCUUCGACGUUCUUCCAAUCGAGCGGCCGUCAACCGAUUAUACGGAUAAAGCCCGGAUCUCGCUUCCUCUCACCCGGUACGACUGUAAUUGGGGGCGAAAGUUCGCCAGAGUGCCGAUAUUGGCACCAUUGAUAGCUUAGGAGCAACAUAGGCGAAAUUGUUUAUUGGUUUGGUAAGUAUCGGGAAUCGUAGUUUCGAUCUGGGCGGCGGCGUCGGUGGCGGCUGGUUGGAACGCAUCGGCGUUUGAACUUCCGCUUCCCCGUUGUGCGAUGCGAAGGCACUCGCAUCGAUUGGUUUAAUGUAAUUUGAUUGAAUCCACUCAGUCGACUCGAGCAGCUAAUGUGGGAAGUGAUUUCCCGUGUAAAAGUCCAUUGUAGAAUCGAUUGUUUGACUGCCUCUUGAUUUUUGCUUUAACAACGAAAAAUUUGCAAUAAACCCAAAUAAUAGAAUCACCACAAAAAACAGAGAAAGCAACGCUUGAUUUAUUGCGAACUAGAUUCAAUUAAUUACGUUCAGCAGAGAGAGUGCGAGUACCUGAACGAGUACCGAACGCACGGCGAAAAAAAAAUCUGCUUCGACUGCUAUUUUUACAACUGACGAUGCGAGCCAUUACCUAGCCCAGCGGUUGCUUUUUUCGUUUAUUAAUUUUGCAUCGUGACACAUUUUAUUUAUUCAUGCAUUCGGCGCUACACCAAUGCCAGUUACGGCCAGUUUCACGAGGGGGUGGAGCGAAGAUCCACACAGUGGGUCGUUUCAGAAUUGGUGCCGUUGAAGAGCCCCUUCUCAUCAUAAAAUAUUCCCCACCAUGCCAAUAAUGCCAUUCCAUUUCCAUCAUUUUCGGUAUUAUUUUCUACCCUAUAAUUCAUCUUCGAGCUGUUAUUUAAUCAUCGUUAUAAUGCUUCCACUGUGCGAAACGGUGGCCUUUUUUUUGUUUCACCAUUGAAUCCCCAACACACACAAACAUACCACACAUACAAAUACCCAAACAUAGUCCACAGAUACAAACAAAUGAUCAGACGCUCACCCAAUGGCCCUAUCUAUUAAAAAUCAUAGCAAAAGUAUCCAUUAUGGGCGCAAAUUACCGUCCGAAUGGGCAGUUUGAACGCGGGGAUGAUACAAAACAAAAUACCAAAUAAAACGAAUGCAAUAAUGUGUGACCGUGUGUGGACAUCGUUACGAGGAAAUCACAUACCUGUAUCAACCGUAACAACGUAACUCAAAUUGAGCCUGGGGCGAUAGACCGUGGUUCGACGUCAGGGGAAAAAAACUGGUGCUAUCGGAUUAAUUCUCAAGCGUCUCGUAUCAAUUCAAUUUGAUCCAAGUUUGUUCUUUGUGGGAUGGCAAUAAGUGUGAUAUCUAGAUAACUGAACGAGAGAAUAUUAAAGGUUUCAGCUCUAGAACAUAAAGCAAUGCCCACAUUUUAUUCUGGAACUGUAGAUCAUGAUUGAAAAAUAUUUUGUUUGUCAAAGAAAAAGAAAACAAAUGGCUUAGAAACACAGUAGAUGCAUUUUCUUACACUACCCUUUUGCUCAGAAAGGUAUCGGCGAGCGAAAACCAACGAAAAGUAUCGGUUCUUUGAAUAUGUAUAUUAGGGUGCCAAUGAAUGUAUGGGAAAAAAUCGACCCUAAAAUUUCAAAAAGUUACCCUAUACAAAAUGUUCACCAUCUCGAAAAA
Messenger RNA from Toxorhynchites rutilus septentrionalis, 11946 nucleotides. It is a transcript of the gene Rbp6, whose product is annotated as RNA-binding protein Musashi homolog Rbp6. NCBI's taxonomy places the organism in Eukaryota, Metazoa, Arthropoda, Insecta, Diptera, Culicidae. Gene Ontology annotation, cellular component: cytoplasm. The record is from RefSeq and is a predicted model, not a curated record. Gene Ontology annotation, molecular function: RNA binding. The transcript has 13 exons. Bases 1705 to 2592 code for a protein of 295 amino acids.